AUGAAUAGCAAACUAAUUCAAUUACGACCAUUUAUAGAUAAAAAUGGAAUAUUAAGAGUAGGAGGAAGACUACAAAACGCGAACAUUACAUAUAAUCAAAAACAUCCAGUGAUUCUAGCUAAAGAUCGAUAUUCAGAAUUAGUAAUAUAUCAAGCACAUCAAUCAACACUACAUGGUGGGCAAUCAUCGAUGGAAACACAUAUAAAACGACGAUUUUGGAUAUUAGAAAUGAGGAAAACUAUAAAAAAGAUAUGCCACAAGUGUAUAAGAUGCAUUCGAUUCAAUCAAAAUUUUGCUAAACAAAUAAUGGGAUAUAUACCUAGUUACAGAAUAAAUAUAUCCCAUCCAUUCGAACACACAGGUAUUGAUUACGCAGGACCCAUAUACAUGAGGUAUUCUAAAGGUCGCGGUCAAAAAUCAUUCAAAGGUUACAUCGCAGUAUUUGUAUGCAUGUGCACAAAAACAAUUCAUUUAGAGGCAGUAAGCGACUUAUCAUCAGAAGCAUUUAUAGCUGCAUUAAAAAGGAUCUUUUCAAAGCGUGGGAAGAGUGCACAUUUAUAUUCAGAUAAUGGCACUAAUUUUAUUGGCGCAUUAAAAAAAUUAGAUAAAGAGUUUGGAAAUGCGAUCAAAAAUAAUACAUCGAUGGUACCAAUUCUUGCAGCAGAAAAAAUUGAAUGGCAUUUUAUUCCUCCGGCAAGUCCGCAUUUUGGCGGUAUAUGGGAAGCUGCUGUAAAAUCCGUGAAAUAUCAUUUGAAGCGCGUAAUAGGUGAAACAAAACUAACAUUUGAAGAGAUGACUACACUUCUAAAUCAAAUUGAAGCAGUACUCAAUUCACGACCACUUUGCUAUACAAGUAGCGAUAUAGACAGUAUUGAUGUUCUUACACCUGGACAUUUCUUAAUAGGUCGUCCAAUAUUAGACGAACCAGAAACUGAAGUCAAAAAUAAUAUAAGUUUAAUAAACCGUUGGAAACUUGUACAAAAAAUUAAAACAGAUUUUUGGAAAAAAUGGAAAAAUGAAUAUGUCACGUCUCUACAAAAACGAAACAAAUGGUUUAGAGAAAAACCGAACUUAGCAGAGGGGCAAGUAGUAAUUAUUAAAGAUGAAAAUACCGCGCCUACUAGAUGGCCAUUAGGAAAAAUUACAGAAGUAUUUAAAGAUAUAAACGAUGGUAAUAAGUUAUUUAUAUGGUCUGUACGAGAGAAGAGAAAAAGAGCGCCGUUGGCAUUCAUUGGUUCAUUUUAUCACCUCCUAUUCGGAAUGAUGGAUGAAGAUGACCGAAAAGCUUUAGAAGAAGAUAUGAAUAAUCUUCUAGAAAAUCAACAUAAUUUAAAAAAGAUGACUGAAAGACAAACGUCGGUAGUAGAAACAACAGUAAAUAUAUUAAAACGCACAUCUGAAGAAAUUCAGCAACAAUACAAUGAAAUUCAUGAAAGAGUUGAAUCCAUAAACACUGCUUUGAAUGAAACUUAUCUUGUUUAUAAGGAAUCAAUAAAUUUUUUUAUGGUAACAAGACAGUUAUCAGAUAUGAUAGAAGAAUGUUCUCAAAUUCAAUCUGAAGUAAUGGAACUCUUAAUGGACGUUAACCAUGGAAAAUUAAAUCCAGCACUUAUAAAACCAUCACAGUUACAUCGCGAAAUAAUAAAAAUAAGAGAUAUAAUUCCCGAAAAUCAAAUGCUACCUGGUAAAAAACUGGAACGGAGUUAG
Teleopsis dalmanni is the source of this 1707-nucleotide messenger RNA. RefSeq lists its product as uncharacterized. Gene Ontology annotation, molecular function: nucleic acid binding. The transcript is spliced from 2 exons. The record is from RefSeq and is a predicted model, not a curated record. The coding region runs from base 1 to 1707 and encodes 568 amino acids. NCBI's taxonomy places the organism in Eukaryota, Metazoa, Arthropoda, Insecta, Diptera, Diopsidae. Gene Ontology annotation, biological process: DNA integration.